ACCAAUGAAGGGAAGGAGCUUGCAUAUUAACUGCACCUUGGAUAGUUUAGCAAGAUUGAAAGAGAAGAUUGGGGAAGAUGCUUACUCUCAGAUACGUGAUCAGUCUAAAGUGGGAGUAUUGUUGAAGCUUGCUGACAGUUCUUUUGUAUGGUGGGCAAAGCUUGUGCAUCACCUGUUAACUCAUCAAUUGGCAAUUAGUAGGCCAUAUGAGAUUUGGUGUCUCAUUGAAGGGAGUCCAAUAAGGUUUUCGCUUCAUGAAUAUGAAGACAUAACUGGUUUGAAUUGUGCAGAAAUUGAUGUAGAGGACAUAGUGGCGGUUGACCACAGAGAGUUUUGGGGAGAUAUAAAGGUGGCUGCAGAGAAGGGGCCGAACUGGAAUGAGUUGGAGUCAGCAUUAAAAAGUUGUAGGAGUUGGAGUUUAGAAAAGAGGAAGAUGCUUGGUCUGUUGUUCGUGGUGCAUGUAGGUAUAUUGGGGAUAUCUAGGUCAAGUAGGAUUCCUUUGGACUAUGCCAAGAGAGUGCUUGACACAGAGGCAUUUGAGAGAUUUCCAUGGGGUCGAGUUGGAUUUAAGGAGCUUAUUACUUCAAUAAAAGUUUUGAGUUAUGAUAGAACUUCAUAUGCUAUCCAUGGCUGUCCGCAUGUCCUGAAUAUAUGGGCAUUUGACAGUAUUCCACAUCUUGUGAAAUCACAUGGGAACCAAGUACCGGAUGAUGGUGAUGGCGAUGAAGAUGAACCAGAACCAGUGCCUCUCUUGCAAUGGAAUGGUGGUCGUCCAAGAAUCUGUUUAAAAAAUUUCUUUGAGACAGAGAAACUGAGAAAGAAGAAGAUCAAGGUGCAGCAUUUAGUGGUGAGGCCUGUGGAAGAGAUUUAUCCUGUUUGGCCUGGAGAGAAUGCUGUGUAUGGGGAAGGUGUAGGUGCUAAUAAGCUGGUGGAUAAUCUCCUGCAUGAUAUUAUUAAUGGUGGUUUAAAAGAAAGUGGUUUUGGUGACCCGGAGAUUGGGAAGAAAACUGGAAAGAGGAAGAAGGAAGUGGACAGUGAGGAUGAUUUUGUUGACCCACCUAAGAAGAGAAAAGCAGAGACAGAGAAACGCAUAAAGAAGAUAGGUAAUAGUGGGAAGCAAUUAAGAGAUGUGAGUGAUGAUAGUGGGGAAGAGGUUCUGGAGAAACAAGGAAUGGAGAGACUUUUUAAGAUGAUAGGCAGUUUGUCUGAAGAAAUGAAAACAUUGAACACCAAUUUCGUGGCUGGGCUUGAGAAAGUAGACCUAAAAUGCGAAGGGCUGAAGAAGAGUGUGACAGAUCUGCAGGAUGAUGUGGAGAAGCUGAGGAACAAGGCAGAAGAGAAGAAUGAUGAGAUCGAAGAAGAUUCUGCAAAUGGUUCAGAAGAAGGCACAGGAACCAACUCUGAGAAAACCGCAAGUUAGUUGCUUUGGGAGUCACAUUUUUCAAGCUUGUGUCUCUUUAUUUACUUAUGAUUCUUGAACUCAUUGUUUUAAAAAG
Messenger RNA from Arabidopsis lyrata subsp. lyrata, 1496 nucleotides. RefSeq lists its product as uncharacterized. Bases 5 to 1420 code for a protein of 471 amino acids. NCBI's taxonomy places the organism in Eukaryota, Viridiplantae, Streptophyta, Magnoliopsida, Brassicales, Brassicaceae. The transcript has 3 exons. The record is from RefSeq and is a predicted model, not a curated record.